AUGUCCGAGCUGCCUCCUGUAAUCCAGCAUGAACCUCCUCCCCAUCCAGAGCAAGACAAUGUUCGUCAAUCCAGGAGGUCACAACAUGACGAGGACGACGAAGAAGAAGAAGAAGUCACCGGCCUGAAGACGGAUAUGAUCCUUCCACAUCCGCAUCGGCAAAGCAAACUCUCCCAGCACUCCUUUCAACCUCGCAGGAACUCGCAGGUCUCCAAGCUCGUGGCCUCACAACAGGUCCGGUUCAUGAUCAUGCGUGCGCACCAGACGCCCCAAUUCGUGGUGAAAAAGCGGUGGUUCGUCAUCAACCCAGACACGAACCGGUUUUCCACGGCGUGGCAGGUCAUUACCAACCUAGCCCUCGCCUUCGUGGCAUUGAUCACCCCACUUCAGGUUGGUUUGCUCGAGAUCGAGUUGGACGCGCUCUUCGUACUGACCAUGCUGGUAGACUUUGUCUUCGUGGUCGACAUGGUCCUGCAGUUUGUCACCAUGUAUCCUCGCACUACGGCCCGGGGAUUGGAAUGGGAGCUCAGGCCCCAGAAGAUUGCCAAGAAUUAUCUCAGGACGUGGUUCUUCCUGGACUUUGUGACUUUGAUCCCCUUCGACAUGAUUGGCCUGACUUCCGGCACCGAUAGUCUCAAGGACCUCCGGAGUAUCAAAGUCAUCCGCGUUUUGCGGCUAUUGAAGCUCAUGCGGCUGCUGAGAAGCUCCCGGCUGACACAUCGCUUGGAGAUACCUUUGUCCAUCCCGUACCAGCAGGUGGCCCUAUUCCGCUUUCUCCUCAUCUUGGUUUUGGCCUGCCACUGGCUUGCUUGUGUAUGGGCGAUGACUCUCAAGAUCGUGGAGGACACCUUCCCCCAGUGGAUCAACGACAUUGAGGCUGCAGACCUACCAUACGGGAUCCGCACCCGAGAUUCGCCUCUGCGCAUCUACAUCGCCGCGUACUAUUUCUGCUGCUACACCAUGACAUCUGUCGGCUAUGGAGACAAUGGACCAAAGAAUGUGCUGGAGCGU
Symbiodinium pilosum is the source of this 1011-nucleotide messenger RNA. The record is from the annotation of a GenBank genome assembly. NCBI's taxonomy places the organism in Eukaryota, Dinophyceae, Suessiales, Symbiodiniaceae.